AUGAGCAACCGGCUCGCUUCGGAACAUGGUAUGCGCCUGUCUAGUGAUCGGGGGUGGGUGUACAAUGACGAGGCUGCUCAACAAAGGAGUAACAACGGCCGUGUAGAUACACUGACUCGGAUGGACACGGUCAGGCGCCCGGUGCGGCCACGGCAGAUGAACAGCUACAACAACAGCAACUGGAACAGCACAGACGGGGGGGGCACUGUGGGCCCUAUGUACUUUGACCCAAACCUGCAGAAGUGGAGGAGUCACAGAGAGUCUGAUGAGGAGCUUUUGGAUCUCCCGUCAGACAACGCCAGCCAGUCCACGAUAAAUCAGUCUUUUGAUGGCGAACAGCAUCUAGCAAGAGAUACUGGGUAUAGGAGUCGUCCGCUUUUGCAGGAUGGUGCUGGCAGCUACGGGCGCCGAUACGGCAGUCCACAGAGUUCGCAAGCAUCAGGACUGUCCCCGUCGAAUAGUCAACUCUACCACGAGCUGAACCAGGUCAUGUCUCCGGGAAGUGACAGUGCCGGGAACAACGGAUCCCCUCAGAGAUACUAUGCAGAAAACUCGGACGGCGUAGGCAUCUACGACGACGAUGGCACAGACAUCGAUGCCGAUCACGAGAGCUACCGCUACAAUCCGCGACACGCCAAGGACUACCCACCAUCAUACAGCACAUACGCGAGUGACCAACGACACCACACACACGCACACGUGCACGCGGAAGCCCGGGCAGCCGAAGAGGACGAAGCGCAUGCACGCAGAUACGACCAGUCACAGGCACAGGUGGAUGAGCAGGUACAGGCACGGAUGCGCCGCAGUGCGAGGACUAAGGCGCGGGAGAGCACGUUUGAGCUGGGUGAUACCACACAUAAUAACACACAGCACACAGAGGUGUACCAUAACCACAAUAGCAACGGCAGUGGGAGCGGCAGCGACCGCUCGUUUGCGUCGGUGCAGUCGCAGAGUGGACAGUUAACCAGGAAAGCGGUGGGAUACGGACACGCCUACAGAGGGGCUCAAGCACGGGGACCUGUGGCACCAACACACCCGCAGAUUGCGGCACCUAGAUCACGCACCUAUAAUCCCAGAAAUACCUACCUGAUGGACAAUAGGCGGCGGGAGGGAGGGGAGGCGGACUACGCGAAUACGAUCGAGAAUGGAGUCCAGGGCUACUACGGCGACAUAAACAAUGCCACGGAGGUCGAGCGUGUGGGAGGGGAUAUGGGGUACCAAAGCUGGCCGGCGCACAACUACACACAGGCUGAGAGGUAUCGAUCUGAGGGUAAUCACCACAGUCACAGACGAGGCAGUGGGCGGGAGGAUAGUGGCGACAGCCUCGACCUAGCCAGGGGGACCAACCACCUCGUGGACUACCGUAAUCCGAAACAUCCGAAAGUACAAGGUAUGCCCCUUCAGACACGUGGAAAGGCUGUAUUGAAUGCUAUUGGAAUUGUUCUACGAGUUUGUGUGUGUAUCUCUCUUACCACCAGUAGAAGGUAUGUCGCUUCAAAUACGCAGAAGGACGGUAUUGAAUGUGAUGUGGGGUCUGGGGUCGUGCAAAUAUUGCCACGAGCUAGUGUGCAUUCGCGAUGCCACCAAUAG
Molecule: messenger RNA, 1590 nt
Organism: Sphaeroforma arctica JP610
Lineage: Eukaryota; Ichthyosporea; Ichthyophonida
Exons: 6
Coding region: 1-1590 (529 amino acids)
Source: RefSeq, a predicted model, not a curated record